AUGCACCUCGCGGUGAUCCCAGACAUCAUUGUGGCGAUACUAUGCGACUUGAGCGAUGGUCCCCGGCGGGAAGCUGACCUACAGGCCUUGCACGCCAGCUACAAAUCCUGGUGCGACGAACAAGGGGUGCCGGACAGAGCCUCGCGAAAGCUGUUCACAAGCGGGAUCCUACGUCCUGGAUCCAAAGAAUAUGUUGGGAUCUCGCAGAAAAUCUGCAACGCGAGUGCUGCGCGAUACUUCAUAUUCUGGCUCGCUCAGUACAUGGCUGCUUUGGCGCAGAGCAACCCGGGCAACGAAUGGUACAUGAACCCCGGCGUGUUUUUUUGUUGUUUUUACCAAUAG
This is a messenger RNA of Symbiodinium natans, 342 nucleotides long. The record is from the annotation of a GenBank genome assembly. Lineage: Eukaryota; Dinophyceae; Suessiales; Symbiodiniaceae.